Helianthus annuus (common sunflower) is the source of this 1954-nucleotide messenger RNA. RefSeq names its product zinc finger protein ZAT4. The record is from RefSeq and is a predicted model, not a curated record. The transcript has a single exon. Lineage: Eukaryota; Viridiplantae; Streptophyta; Magnoliopsida; Asterales; Asteraceae. The coding region runs from base 334 to 1698 and encodes 454 amino acids.
UAUUCUCCAAGAGUUAAGAGAGAGAAAAGGAGUGUUGUGUUUGUGUGUGUGUAAGUGCGUGUAUGUGAGAGAGAGAGAGAAAGAGAGAACAAGAAACGCUGAUAAACCGGAAUAAGAGGCAAACGGAGGACGAACGUGAUGGUCAAUUUCCCUCAACUCACCUGCAAAACAGUUAAACAUAACCUCAAAACCUUCACUUUCUUCCGUUUUCUUAAUCUUUUCUCAAACCCCAAUUCCGUUAGCUGAUUAUUCGAGCUGGGUUUUUCACUUCAUCUUCUUUAGGGUUUGUUCACUGUUUGUUCUUGAUUAAUCGAACAAUCUGUUAACCGAUCGAUGGAGAAGAUGAUUACAGAUGAGUGGGAUGAUGAAGACGAUCGGAACAUGAUGAUCGGAUCGUCGUCCAGUGAUGGCAAGAUGGUGAUUAAACUCAAGAUUCCGAAGCUUUCAGAUGAAGCUGUAACGGAAGAUGAAGAAUCUCCGGUGAUCGGAAAAAGGGUUUGUGUGGAAUGUAAAAAGGAGUUUAGCUCAGGUAAAGCAUUGGGUGGUCACAUGAGGAUUCACGUUGCUCAAUCUGGUAACAAAAACCCUAGUUUUCUCAAACUUUCAAAACCAAAAAAGUUGUUUAAGAAAACUGGAUAUGAAAACCAAAAUCAAAAACCCUAUUAUAUGAACAGUGUGAAUGAAGAAGGUGAACCCACUUGUUCUUUAUGUGGGAAAACUUUCCCUUCAAUGAAAUCUUUAUUUGGUCACAUGAGAUGUCACCCGGAGCGUCUUUGGAGGGGCAUUUUACCACCGCAAAACACCACCACAACUACCACCACCACCGCCGUACACCGUCGUGGUGGUGAGGUGGUAGAUUUGAUGAAGUGUUUACCCGGGUGGACAGUGAGGGAACGUAGAGGGAGAAAGGCGGUUAAACCGGUUGUUCAUGAUCAUGAUCAUGGUGAUGUUGAUGGUGAUGAUGAUGAGGUUUUGUUGGGAGCAGUUGAGGAUCUUUUGAGUUUAGCUAAUGGCGGUGGUUCGAUGGCUGAAUCGACGAAUAAAAUCGAUGAGAAUUCGCCUUCGGUUGGGAAAGGUAAAGCGGUUGUGAUGGAAGAAGAUGAAGCUGAUAAUGAAUCAGAUGUUAACAAGUACACUAAUGAGCAGUUAUUGGUUAAGUAUAAGAAGAUCAAGAAGAGAAAGAAGAUGAAGCUGAUGAUGGAACUACAACAACAACAAGUGCAAGAACAAGAAGAACAAGAAGGUGUUAUUGAGUGUAAGUACAAAUGUACUACAUGUAACAAAUGUUUUGCAACUCAUCAAGCAUUGGGUGGGCAUAGGUCAAGCCACAACAAGUCAAAGCUAACAUCAACUGAUCAUGAUGAUGAGAGUUUUGUGAUGAUGGUUGAGUCUGGUGAGAAUUUGGAAAAAGGGUUGCACCAUUGCAAGAUUUGCAACAAGGGUUUUGCAACAGGUCAAGCUUUAGGUGGUCACAAAAGGUGUCACUGGGGUGGAACCAAUGAACCAGAAGUUCAAGCUCAAGCUCAAGCUCUAUCUAGCCAGAUUACAUCAGCUGGAGAAGCAGCUAGUCAGACUGGAAGUGGCAAGAAAGUUCUUGAUUUUGAUCUGAAUGAAGUUCCUGAAGAAGAAGAAUCUGCAAAUGGGUAUGGAUAUGGGUAUGGGUAUGCUUCUUCAUCAUACAACUCAAACAUGGGUUAGUGAAUUUAGUGACUAAAAUUAGUUGUUUUUGUUUUGUUGGUAAACUUUGAAGUUUUUGGGUGGUAUUUUGUGUUGAAUUUUUGUUCAUGGUAAAGUUGGAUGGUGAUGAUGAAAUGCAUGGGUGAUUGGAAAGUUCUAAAAUGCCCUUUUUUGUUGGUUUCUUUGGAUGGAUGAUGAUAAUAUGAUGUAAGCAAGAGUCCUAAAUGCAGAUGUACUAGGAAUAUGAUUUUUUUAAAACAAAUCAAUCAAUCAGUCA